Messenger RNA from Chelonoidis abingdonii (Abingdon island giant tortoise), 4975 nucleotides. RefSeq names its product alpha-2-macroglobulin-like protein 1. The record is from RefSeq and is a predicted model, not a curated record. Lineage: Eukaryota; Metazoa; Chordata; Testudines; Testudinidae. Gene Ontology annotation, molecular function: endopeptidase inhibitor activity. Gene Ontology annotation, cellular component: extracellular region.
ACGACUUCCAUCUGAUAUCCUCCUCCAUGUGUGUCAGAACAGAAGAGAGGGGCAGAUCACCCAGGAGCCAUUUAGGGAGACAUUACGUGGUGGUGAUCCCUGCAGAUCUCCACUACCCAUCAUCCCAGGCCGCCUGCGUGCAUAUCAGCUAUAACUCAGGGAAGCUCUAUGCGACCCUGCUGCUGGAGCGCUCUGGGGGACAGGAUGUCUUGUUGCAAAAAGAGAUCACCAAGGAAAAGACCUUUGAGUGUGGCAAGUUCCAGGUUGUGCUUCCAGCUAACAGCACCGAGGAGGUUGCCCGCAUCAAACUGUUCAUCACUGGCCGCAGGAUUGAUAUUCACGAGGAGAAGAAGGUUCUGAUCCGUCGAGUCAACAGUGGCGCCUUCAUCCAGACAGACAAGCCCAUUUACAAACCAGGACAGACAGUGAAAUUUAGAAUCGUGACCCUGAAUGAGGAUUUCAUUCCACUCAAUGACACGUACCCGCUGGUGUUCCUUCAGGACCCUAAUAAUAACCGGAUUGGCCAAUGGCUGGAUGUGGCUCCACAGGAAGGCAUUGCAGAUCUGUAUUUCCAGUUAGCUGCUGAGCCCCCAUUGGGGACGUACAUCAUCAGCGUGGCCAAAGAGAAAGCGCACAGCAGCUUCUCCGUGGAGGAGUAUGUGCUGCCAAAAUUUGAAGUGGUUUUUGAGGAACCAACUCAGAUUUAUGCCUUGGAUAAAACGUUUCCACUCCGAGUAUGUGGCAGAUACACCUAUGGGAAAGGCGUGCAGGGGAAGAUCCAGGUGAGCCUGUGCCAGAAGAGUUGGUGGUAUUUCUACGGUACCCGGCGACCUCCUCUCUGUCAACACUACCACAACCAGACUGAUAAGAUGGGUUGCUUCUCCACAUCUGUGUAUCUUUCUGUCUUCAACCAGAUCUCCCCCGAUUACCGCAGCAACAUAGAUGCAGUGGUCACAUUGGUAGAGGAUGGCACAGAGGUGCAGGUCAAUGCCUCCCGUAACUUCUUCAUCUCCAGGACAGCGGGGACAGCUACGUUUGAGGAGGUUAAUCCUUAUUACUACACUGGCGAGAUCUACAGAGGGAAGAUUAAAAUUGUUGAUCACCAAGGCAAAGCAGUGGAUAACACACCAGUUUACCUUAUACUAAGCUACACCAGGCUGCGGUUUAACAAGACGUACAUCACAGAUGACUCUGGAAGAGCUUCCUUUGAGCUGAACACAAAUGCUUGGAAUGGUGACUCAGUCUCUUUGGAGGGGAGAUUCCUGCUUCAGGACCCAGUAUAUGUGCCAGGGACAGUCAAUGUGUAUUACCAGAAUGCCUACCACUUCAUACAGCCAUUGUACACCACCAGCAAGAGCUUUCUCAGGAUCGUACGUGUGCCAGGAACAGUGCCCUGUGGCAAAAAUGAGAGAGUGCAGGUGGACUUCAGAAUUUAUGAGAAAGACCUGAGUUAUGGUCCCAAGAGUGUGGAUUUUUCCUAUUAUGUCAUUGGGAAAGUGGGGAUUGUCCUUUCAGGUCAGAAGACUUUCUUGGUUGGGUCAAAGAUGAUGACGGGCACUUUCUUCAUCCCUCUGGUCUUCACCUCCGACUACGCCCCAGCUCCUACCAUUGUAGUUUAUGUCAUCUUCCCCACUGGAGGAAUCAUAGCUGAUAGCGCCCCCUUCAGGGUCUCCAUGUGCUUCGAAAAUGAGGUGACGAUAGGGUUCUCAGAGGAUGAGGCCCUCCCUGGAUCUGAGGUCAGUCUCCAGCUGCAGGCAGCUCCCAAAUCCCUCUGCGCUGUCCGAGCCGUGGAUCAGAGUGUCCUACUGAUGAGGCCAGAGAAAGAACUGAGCAACUCCAUGAUCUAUGGGCUGUUCCCCCAUAUUUUUCGUGGUGGAUACCCCUACCAAGUGUCUGAAGAUGACUUCUUAUGCUGGUCUCGAGAACCUCAGCAGCCUGACGUGUUUAUGGUGUUCAGAGAAAUGGGCUUGAAAAUCAUAUCCAACACCCAUAUCAAGAAGCCGAGAGAGUGCACAACUACUGUGGCUAUGACAACAAUGACGGUGACUGAGUUGGAGAGCACAGUCCCCAUGCUAACCAGACCUACAUCUCUCACAACUUUCCUCGGGAGUCUCACAACAACAGGACAUAGGACCACCAUUUCUCCACCUGCACCUCCAGUUGAGGAGAAAGUUCGCAAGUAUUUCCCAGAAACAUGGAUAUGGGAUUUGUUUUCAGUUGGUCCCACUGGAAACAGGGAUGUCCCAGUCACAGUGCCUGACACCAUCACUGAGUGGAAAGCUGGGAUGUUCUGCACAUCAAGGGUGGGCUUUGGACUCGCCCCAACCACCAGCCUCCUGGCCUUCAAGCCCUUCUUUGUAGAGCCCACAUUGCCGUACUCUGUGAUCCGGGGAGAGACUUUCACCCUGAAAGCCACUGUCUACAACUACCUGCUGCAGUGCAUCAAGAUCAACGUGACCCUGGCUGAGUCCCCAAACUUCCAGUUGGAGCCAUGCGAGGGCUGCAUCUACACCAGCUGCCUGUGCGCCAACGAAGCCAAGACUUUUCAUUGGAGAGUCACAGCUAAACAACUAGGGUCAGUGAACAUCACCCUUAGCACAGAGGCCCUGGCCACCAAAGAUCUCUGUGGAGGGGAGGUACCAUUUGUACCAGAGAGAGGACGGACAGAUACACUGAUCAAACCCCUUCUAGUCCAGCCAGAGGGAAUUCUUGUGGAGAAGGCUCACAGCUCCCUGCUUUGCCCUAAAGGAGUAACUCCAGUGCAGGAUUCUGUGUCCCUGGAGCUGCCCCCGGAUGUGGUCGAAGGUUCAGCCAGAGCCACCAUCUCUGUCGUGGGUGACGUCAUGGGGACGGCGCUGCAGAACCUGGACCGGCUGGUGCAGAUGCCCAGUGGCUGUGGGGAGCAGAACAUGGUGCUGUUUGCCCCCAUCAUCUAUGUGCUGCAGUAUCUGGAGAAGACGGGGCAGCUGACCCCGGAGAUCAGGGAGAGGGCAACGGGAUUCCUGCACAGCGGGUACCAGAGGCAGCUGCUCUACAAACACCAUGAUGGCUCCUACAGCGCAUUUGGUACCGUAGACCAGGACGGUAACACUUGGCUGACAGCGUUUGUGGCCAAGUGCUUUGGCCAGGCCAGGCCAUACAUCUUCUUAGAUGACAGGAACAUCCGGGAUGCACUGAGCUGGCUGCAGAUCUACCAGUUGCCCAGCGGCUGCUUCAGGAGUGUGGGGAAGCUCUUCCACACGGCCAUGAAGGGUGGCGUGGAUGGGGAGGUGCCCCUGGCUGCCUACAUCACUGCAGCACAUCUGGAGAUAGGGGAGGCACUGAAUAGCACUGUGGUGAACAAGGCCUUGAGCUGCCUCACUAGUGCCCUCCCCAACAUCACCAGCACCUACACGCAAGCACUGCUGGCCUACGCCUUCGCUCUGGCCCAUGACACCCAGCGCACACAGGAGCUGCUUGCUAAACUAGACCAAAAGGCCAUCAGAACAGGAGGGCAGAUUCACUGGAGCCAGGCCCCCUCCCAGUCACCCAGUGCUGGUGUGUGGUCCCAACCCCAGUCGGUGGACGUGGAGCUGACGGCCUACGUGCUCCUGGCCUUGCUCUCCAAGCUGAGUGUCACUGGGGCUGACAUUGCCAUAGCCUCUGGCAUUGUGGCCUGGCUCAUCAAGCAGCAGAAUGCCUAUGGUGGUUUUGCCUCCACACAGGACACGGUGGUUGCCCUGCAGGGUUUGGCCAAAUACGCAGCCCUGACGUACAGCGAGAAGGGAAACGUGGAGGUGACUGUGAAGUCCAAGGAGAGUUUUGAGAGGAAGUUCCAGGUCACCCACAAGAACCGGCUGCUGCUGCAGCAAGCAGUGCUGACGGAAAUCCCCGGGGAGUUCUCAGUGCAGGCCCAGGGCAGCGGCUGCAUCUAUGCCCAGACAGUGCUGAGGUACAAUGAGCCUCCCCCACAGGUCUCUGUGACCUUCUCUGUGCGCAUCACCACACAGCUGAUCGACUGCACCAAGGGUGACAUGCGCAUUGUCACCAUCCGCAUCCAUGUCAGCUACAUCGGGAGCAGAGUCACUUCCAACAUGGUGAUUAUGGAGGUUUCCCUAUUGUCCGGAUUCAGCCUGGCUUCGGGCUCCCGCACAUCAUUGCAGAGCAGUCCCCUGGUGAGGAAAACGGAGGUUAGCCAGAGUGGUGUAUCAAUCUACUUGGACCAGCUGAGCAAUACGACUCAGACAUAUGCCCUGCAACUGGAACAGGAGAUCGAGGUGAUCAACCUGAAGCCAGGACACAUCAGAGUCUAUGACUACUACCAGCCAGAGGAGCAGGCCCUGGCUAAUUACAGCGCUAUCUGCAGCUGAGCACACAGGGAGGAAGAUGUUGGAUGGAAGUUGUGCUCCCAGCAGGAGGUUCUGCCCCCAUUCAGCAGGAUUCCUGAGCUGUCCUUGCUGGGCUGAGGGACAAGGGAUGCCCUGACAGCCCCACCUGCAAGGGGCUGGGGCAUUGGCACUGGGUGGGUGGGGGAUCUCCAUGGGCUCCAUAUUGGAUUGCAGGGCUAGGCUCAGGCUAACAUUCCUCACCACAGUAGCCAUUUCCUGGUUAAUUUUUUAUGUCUGAUUAUUUUUGAUCAUUUGAAUCUGGGAAUUUUCUUGAGUCUGAAAAGAAUACAAAUAAAAUGGAAAUCACAUACCCUAGACACUGUGGUAUUUGAUUGGGCUCCAUAACAAGUCAUCCCAGAGGAAAUUUGUGGGUAAUUUGUGAGGCUGACACUACUGGUAUGUCCCUGACAUUCAUAGAAUCAUAGACCAGAAGGGAACCAUUGUGAUCAUCUAGUCUGACCAAGUGUACAACUCAGGCCGUAGAACUUCCCAGAAAUAAUUCCUAGAGCAGAUCUCUUAGAAAAAAACAUUCAGUUUUGAUUUGACAAUUGUCGGUGAUGGAGAAUUCAUCACAAUCCUCGAUAAGUUGUUCCAAUAGUUCAUUAAUC